AUGGCGGACAAUUUCAAACAACUCCCGAAAUCCCUCGACCAGGACCAGGCCAUGGGAGUUGCGGUGAUCAUCUUCAUCUCGAUCGCACUCUAUAACGCAGUCGAGCUCUCCGUACUCAUCCCAUUCAGCUUCAAGACCUACCGCAGCCUCUAUUUCUGGGCCCUUCUGAUCUCGACUACAAUGGGCUUGAUACCAACCAGUCUGGGAACAUCGUUUCAAUAUUUUGGCCUAGUCCCUCUAUGGCUCUCCCUCGCCCUCUCUAAUAUAGGGUUUAUAUGCAUGGUUCCCACGCAGUCAGUGGUUCUAUAUUCACGAUUGCACUUGAUAUCGCAAAACUUCCGCCUACUUGCGAUAAUUAAAUGGGUGAUCAUAAUUGAUUCGAUCAUACUGAUCAUCCCAACUGUGACGAUGAACUUCGGGUCCGAAUACUUCCCACGGUCAGCGUGGGUGCAUGGCUUCUCGAUAGUCGAGCGCGCCCAGAUAACUUGGUUCUCUGUGCAGGAGAUUCUCAUUUCUUCGGUUUAUAUCUGGGAAACAGUGCGAUUGAUCAAGAUCAGCCCCGAGGAAGACAAGAAACGGCAUAAAAUCUUAUGGGAGUUGAUUGGGAUUAAUAUUGUCGCCAUCGUGAUGGACCUGACAUUACUGAUCUUGGAGUUCCUGGGAUAUUAUUUCACGCAGAUCAUUCUCAAGGCGCUUGUUUAUAGCAUCAAGUUGAAGAUGGAAUUUGUCGUGCUGGGCAUGUUGCUGACCAUUGUGCGCUCGCAUUCUCGGGAGCUGACGAGUGGCGAGAUGUAUUCUUUUCCUUCCGGGUGA
This is a messenger RNA of Penicillium olsonii, 813 nucleotides long. NCBI's taxonomy places the organism in Eukaryota, Fungi, Ascomycota, Eurotiomycetes, Eurotiales, Aspergillaceae. The record is from the annotation of a GenBank genome assembly.